This is a messenger RNA of Patella vulgata (common limpet), 4763 nucleotides long. Its product is annotated as potassium voltage-gated channel protein Shaw. Gene Ontology annotation, molecular function: delayed rectifier potassium channel activity; protein binding. Gene Ontology annotation, cellular component: dendrite membrane; voltage-gated potassium channel complex; axon. Gene Ontology annotation, biological process: protein homooligomerization; potassium ion transmembrane transport. The transcript has 5 exons. Lineage: Eukaryota; Metazoa; Mollusca; Gastropoda; Patellidae. Bases 534 to 2342 code for a protein of 602 amino acids. The record is from RefSeq and is a predicted model, not a curated record.
GACCUGAUUGAAAUGGAUCAAUUCGUCGAGUUAUAAUUACAGAAUUACUGUAUAUCAACAAACAGUGUGGAUCUUUUAUUUAAUGAAAUGUAUUGCUGGUGAAGGUAUUGUGGUUGAACUACGAAUUCUCGAGCAAUUAGCAAUUAACUGUGCUUGCGCAAAACUUUUUACCAAUUGGCAUCAACGAAGAGUGUGCCAUAAAAGCCAAUUGAUUUUAGUGAGUUAAAAAGGCUAGCUGUACUAAUGAGAAAACAAUCAACACGAUUGGUGAUUGCUUCUCGUUUGAUAUGCCUGCCCAGUAAUUAACCGCGGGGUUGAAUUCGGCCCAUUUGUUAAACUGUUUAUCGAACGCGGAGUCGUCGUGGAGAAUCAACACGUGUUGUGCUUUAAUUUUAAAUCAUCGACAUCUCUUUCAUAAACCCACGUCGUGCCUACAAAACUAAUGUGAUAAUUAUUAUAGUGAUACUAUGGCGGAAAAGGAGGAUAUAUUAUUCGUUUUGACGUAAAUUUAAACCUAGAAAAAAAGAAGAAAAAUGGACACACCAGACAAAUUAGGAGAUCGGCGGCUCAGAUUAAAUGUUGGAGGCGUUCGUUUUGAGACGUUGAAGAGUACAUUGGAACUGAAACCCGGUACCAGAUUAGCUCUUCUAGCACAUCUCCAGGAAUCCGACGAAACUUGGGAUGGGGAUACAGACGAGUACUUCUUUGACCGCCACCCAGGAGCUUUUACAGCCAUCUUACAGUAUUAUCGAACCGAUGAACUACAUACAGAUCAUAAUAUCUGUGGAAAUAUAAUAAAAGGGGAGUUAGAUUUCUGGGGUUUGAGUGAAUCGGAUAUUGAACCAUGUUGUUGGGGUAAUUACAGUCGAUUUAAAGACAAUAAAGAAACAUUGGCGGCUUUAGAUGAUAAUUUCAUGUCUAGUACAAUUGAAUCAAGCGAUGCCUGGAAUGAAAAACCCUCAAAUCUCAACAAGUUUAAACGUAAAAUGUGGAUAUUUCUGGAAGAUCCAACAUCGAGCAGAGGAGCAAAGGCCUACGCCUUGCUGUCCAUGUUUUUUGUUCUCUUAUCAAUUGGUGUUUUUUGUUUAGAAACGCAUGCGCUGUUCCGUGUUCCUCUGGAUGGUGUAACGGUGCCGAACGGAACAGUAUUGGCACCGUCAUACACCUAUAAAGGUGAGCACACGUGUUGCUGUAGAAUGAAAGUAAGUAAUGAACUGACGUUGUCGCAAACGGAGCCGCACGACGCAAUGACGUACUUGGAUUACCUGUGUGCGGCUUUCUUUACUUUUGAAUAUAUCACACGAUUUUUCUUCGCUCCGCAAAAAGUACAGUUUUUAAAGAAACCGUUGAACAUUAUCGACAUAUUGUGUUUAUUGCCUCAUUUUGUUUCCAUCAUUUUAAAAACCAUCAACCCGGCUGAUUCAGCGAGUCAGAUUUUAAAAUCUGUUUUAGCUCUGAGAAUUAUUCGAGUUCUAAGAAUCUUCAAACUAAUGAAACACUACACUGCUUUCAAAAUCUUAGUAUACACAAUAAAAGUCAGCACCAAGGAACUUCUUCUUAUGGUAAUAUUCCUCUUCACGGGUGUGCUAAUUUUCGCUAGUAUAAUAUUUUACGUUGAAAACAGCAACUUUAACAGCAUCCCUAUCGGAUUCUGGUGGGCGCUGGUAACCAUGACAACCGUGGGAUACGGAGACAAGGUCCCGGAAAGCGAAGGGGGGUACCUAAUUGGUUCUCUGUGUGUGUUAUGCGGUGUAUUAACUGUGGCAUUUACUGUACCCAUCGUAGUGAAUAAUUUCACAAUGUAUUACGCGCAUGCUCAAUCUAGAACAAAGAUCCCCUCGGAUAAAAAGAGACACGUUUCUAUACGAAACGCGACAAAGCACCAGAAGGCGACAGAGUUUGUGAAGAGAGUCGCCACUAAUUUUAAUAAUCUGGAUGAGUUGAAGACACCACGGUUUUCUCAGAAUGAAUCCGGGUUUAACGAUAACCAGCAGAAAGGUGAAGAACCGUAUAGAAGUAUCUUUCAGUCGCCCGAUGAUAAUAGCAGUUUAACCAGUUCUAGGAUCCAGUCAAUCUCGGCUAAUUUAGAGAACGCUGAUCUGCCACCAGGGACUCCGUCUAAUCUACCAGGAACUCCUGUUCAUCUGGAUUUCGAUGAGAAAUCGCCACAUUUUAUGGAGUCGGAACAACUGCUGAAUGAUCUGAAAGAUGCUCAAGAAAAACUACGUCUGGAGAAAAAAAGACAACUAGACUUGAUUAACCAGAGAAGAGAUCAGAUAAGACAACAAAGAACAACUCCUCGUCCAUCUCCUCCUGCAGACGCAUCCAAACUUGAAACGUAACAUCGGUACACGUUUUAAUUUCAUUUUUAAGAGGCGGAAUCAACGAUAAAAGAGACAAAUACUGGACAAACGCCAUCGGUGAAAUGUCUACAAGUCGUGAGAGUAAGGUUUAAUUCAACAAGAAUGUUUACCUGGCGAUCUGCAAGAUUUGUUCUUGUAUGUUGAGUGUGAAACUUUCUUGUAUCUCGUACUAUUUGAACUAGAAGUGGACAAUAUGAAUAUUUUAUAGACAUUGACUGUAUUAGAUGUCUAACCAAUGUGAUAAUGAUGUCGAUAAUGCUACUACUGUGUGGAUAGACUGCUGGUUAUCUGUAAAUAACAACCCAUAUUUCACAUUUUACACAUUACUGUCAACUAUUGAUGAUUUAACAAAUCCGUCCAUUGAGAUUUUUACGCAUAUUUUAUCCAUUUUGUUUUCAUACACGAGAGCUUUUCUUAAAUAUAUGUACACAAUUGCUAGUCUUUUAUCCAUUAUUUGUGAUAUUUCAUACUUUUUAACACCAUUUAACACCAUUAUCAUUUUAAAUUUUUACAGUAAAUUGUGACGUUUUUUGUGUACAAUGUAAGAAUAAUAUUUUUGCAGUUGACUGCUUUGUGUAAUACUGAUAAAUGGACUUGGGGCGCUUUUUUCACCCUAUAAAUUAUACACUUUCUAGAACCAUAUAUUUCUAGAUUGUAAGAACCCAUUAGUAAAUAUUGCAUACAUGUACAUAUGUAUACGUAAAAUACAGAUGUGACGCCAUCCUUUGAUGUUGGCGUACCAUUAUUUCAAAUAAUGGUGCGGCGAAUGUGCCAAGUGUACAUUAUUUAUAAUAGUUGAAGUUUUUGACCCGCGUGACGUAUUUCAUUGCAAAGGACAUGCGAGUGUCUGUAUUUUAAAGUUGUUUAAUGGUCUCGAGCUAAAGACAUUGCGUAAUAUAUUGAAACAACACGAAACAACACCAAUAUAAUACGCAAUGCCUUAAGAUCGAGACCAUUAAACCACACAUACUUGCCGUCACAAUGUCUUAAUUAUCCAUGAAUUGAUUAAUACUAGCUUAAUAUUUUCCGUGAAAUCUGAAUCAUCGAUCCCGGAUGAUCGUAGUUUCAAACGGAUUCACGGUCCCUCAAAUGGCGAUAACCGGCUUUAAAUGGGUUUAUAUUGAAAGUGGGCAACAUUGUACAAUCAGCAGCUUGCAUGUCGAGAAUUUUGCAAUGGCCAAAUCAAAUGGUUUUUAAAUCCGAAAAUGGUGGAUUUUGCGGUUUGAAUCGUGUUGUUUUUUUGUUGUUUUUUUUUAUUAAUUUAAUAAAAUCAUUUUAAAAUGAUUAUUGUUUGGAUGUAAAUUAUCAUAAUAUUGAAGAUGUAUGUAUGCAGAUAGUUUUCUGCUACAUCUACCUACCGGGUCUUUAUUUUUUAUUUUUUUUUUUUUUUGCUUCAAUUAGACAUUUAUUCACAUGCCAAGCCCAUAAUCAAUAUCUACACCACCGAAUAGCUUAGAUAAUGGGUUGAUUAGACAAUGCCCGCCAUAUCUUCGUUAAACAAUUAUAUGGACGCCACUCAAGAACACUGACAACCGAGACAUCAUUUAUUAUCGCGACAAGGGUACUUGACAAUCAAGAAUAUGAUCUGUCGAGCGACAGUGCUCUUGUCAAAACUUCAAACAAUCAUAACUUCCCUCAUACAUAAUAAAUUAUCUUUUUUUUAAAGAAUGAAAUGAAAUGGGGUUUAACGUCCUACUGUUCUGCUCCGAACUGGGCUAAUGAAGACGUUUUUUUUAAAAAGAUACAUUAGUUAAGAGUUUAAUAAAGAGUUGGUCGUUCUUGCUAUAAUAAUAUCAAAAAAAGAAAAUAUUGAAAAUUUCAUUCAAAUUACUUCAUUCUCAGCCAAGUUAUCAUUGUUUGUAGUUUUGACAAGAUCUGUGCACAGUGGUAACCAGGGCACUGGUAUAAUCGGGACUUAGCCUCGCUUUCCCAUUUUUAAAUUAAAUUUUUAAAUGGCGAACCGUUCUAAUCUAGUUAAAAUCUCGAGUAUCCGAUACUAUCGAGGGUCGAUUAUGGUCUUGUUUUGUUAAUAAAUGUCUAAUUAAUAGUUUAUAUAACAUUUCAGGCCUAAAGAAAGACCUGCAAUAGGCAGAUUUAGCUCUUGCAUAAUAUAUGUUUAACUAUUAUACCAAAAACAACCAGCUCUUGAUCUAAAUCUUACAUAAUGCAUCUUUAAUUUGCAUAUCAUCUUCAAGUCAUUAUCCAUUACUGUAAUUUACAUUGCUUCACGUUCAUCACUUCUUCAAUUUUAUCUUUCAUUUACGGAAUGAAGUCCGCAGAAUGAUUUUAUUCUUAAGGGAAAGAUUUGACCAAGAUUAUUUUUUCAUUAUAUUUAUUAUGUAAAUCUUGUUAUUUAUUGGUUAUUUGUUUGUUAACUAUUAUAUGAGAUUAUAUAUUCUA